Molecule: messenger RNA, 1843 nt
Organism: Symsagittifera roscoffensis
Lineage: Eukaryota; Metazoa; Xenacoelomorpha; Acoela; Convolutidae
Product: lactase-like protein
Exons: 1
Coding region: 103-1701 (532 amino acids)
Biological process (GO): carbohydrate metabolic process
Molecular function (GO): beta-glucosidase activity
Source: RefSeq, a predicted model, not a curated record
UUGAGGGUGUGGCUUAUAACGCGUCAAGCUUGGCUCAAGCUUCUGUUUACAAAGAGUAAGUACAAUAUUUGCUUCUCUUUCUUAUUUCAUUUGAUAGUAAUUAUGAUCAGUACAACAGUCGUUAUUGUGUUCUGUUCUUUCUGCUUGGCCCCUUUUUUGGCCCAAUCUGAAACUCUAUUUGUCUACCCGGAUGUUUUUAAUGAAACAAGUCGAGAUAAGUUUGUGAUUGGUUCUUUUCCCGACUACUUUCAGUUUGGAACCGCGACUGCCGCCUACCAAAUCGAGGGCGCCUGGAACGUUGAUGGCAAGGGUCCCAGUAUUUGGGACACUUACGUCCACUCAAGCCCAAGCCCGGUCUACAAUAAUGAGACUGCAGAUGAUGCCGAUAAAAGCUACUACCUUUGGGACCGAGAUGUCCAAAUGAUGCAGGAACUCGGGGCGAAGUUCUACCGCUACUCGUUUUCGUGGCCUCGGAUUCUACCCAAAGGAGUGUACAAAUCUGACGACGACGUGAACUGGGCAGGCGUACAGUUCUACAAUGAGACGGUGAAUAAAUUGAUCGCUGGCGGAAUCGAACCUGUAGUCACUCUUUUCCACUGGGAUUUGCCGCAAGCACUUCAAGAUCAAAACGGAUACCUCAACGCCGAUUUUCCGACAUGGUUUGCAGGCUACGCCCAGUUGUGCUUUCGUCUUUUUGGCGACCGUGUUCAGAAUUGGAUCACGUUUAACGAACCACAAACCGUCGCAGACUGUUUUGAAUAUGGAAAUUGUGCUCCUGGAAUCUACAUGCCUGGGGUUGGGGGCUACCAGAUUAUACAUCAGUGGCUUCUAGCGCACCAAAAAGCCUGGCAUAUUUACGAUGAUAACUACAGAAGCGCACAACAAGGAUUAGUAGGGAUGACAAUUUGUGGUGGAUGGUGUGACCCGAGUUCUCAAGGUCAAGCUGACAUCGAUGCUGCCCAAAGGUCAAUGCAGUUCGGGAUGGGAUGGCUGAUGUCUCCUUUGAUUGGAACAGGUAAUUACCCUCAGGUAAUGAUAGACUACGUCGGAAAUACUAGCAAGGCCCAAGGCUUCAACCAGUCUCGGCUUCCGACUUUCUCUGCCGAGGAACAGAAACUGCUUCUCGGAGCUUCCGACUUCUUCGGUUUGAACUACUACUCCGGGGCUAUCUGUCAGGCUGGAAACUGGACACCUGAUCCGACUCCAAGUAUGGCUAAUGAUCAGUAUGUAAUAGCGUACAAACCAGAUGAUUGGCCAAAAUCAGCGUCCAAUUGGCUACAAAGUAAUCCGUGGGGUAUCCGAAAUAUGCUUAACUGGGCACAACGUUAUUACAGCAAUUUCAACACCCCGUGGUACAUAACUGAAAAUGGGUGGAGUUCCUACCCUACUCCGUGCGAAGAUACAAUGGACGUGAACAAAACGCAGUACCUAGUCGCACAUGUGAACGAAGUUUACAAAGCCGUGCAAGAUGGAGCCAACGUCCAAAAGUACAUAUUCUGGUCACUAAUGGAUAAUUUUGAGUGGCGCGACGGCUUCAGUAAAAAGUUCGGCGUUUACUGCGUAGAUUUUGAUGACACUGACAGAAAAAGGACUGCCAGGUAUUCGGCAAAUAUCUACGCUGACAUAAUGAAAAAUCGUGGCUUCGAAAACCAAACUAUGAUUAAUGAAUUGAUUCAAAACGGAAUCCUGACAGCAGUUUGAGUAGCAUCACAACUUUAUAUAAGUUAAAAUUUCGAACAUAGACAGAGAGCGGCUGAUGGUUUAAUAUAGUUCUUAGAUCUAUAAUCAGCUUGUAAAGAAUCUUUUAACCCCGUAUUGCAUACUUAUUUCAAUAAAAAUUGUU